This is a messenger RNA of Coccomyxa subellipsoidea C-169, 378 nucleotides long. RefSeq lists its product as hypothetical. The transcript is spliced from 3 exons. Lineage: Eukaryota; Viridiplantae; Chlorophyta; Trebouxiophyceae; Coccomyxaceae. The record is from RefSeq and is a predicted model, not a curated record. Gene Ontology annotation, cellular component: Ndc80 complex; kinetochore. Gene Ontology annotation, biological process: attachment of mitotic spindle microtubules to kinetochore; meiotic chromosome segregation; mitotic spindle organization. The annotation marks the transcript as partial. Gene Ontology annotation, molecular function: protein-containing complex binding.
UAUUCGUUCCCAAUACUCGCAGACCAUGAGUUGUUACCCUGCAUGAAAGAGAUGGACCUGCAGCUGUCAGCAGCCACACUGGCAAAGCCAACGCCGGAAGUUGUCAGGCCCAUAUAUGAAAGCGUGAUCACCACGCUCAUGGGCAUCACAAGGGAAGAGCAGCAGCAGCCAGUGUUCAUGGCGAUAGAUGCACUGGAAUUUCCAGAGCUUCAUGACGAGUCCAUCCCCUAUAUGACCUUCGUCCGCAACUGCGCCAAGCUGCUCUCCUCUGCCGGUGUGCGCGACUUUAACAUGCAGGAUCUGUGCAAGCCGGAUUCGGGGCGGCUGCGGCGGAACCUGAGCGCGAUCAUAAAUUUUGCCAAGUUCCGGGAAGAGAAG